ACAAUCACUAUUGGGCUCAUGAGGAGGACCCAGUUAAGGUCGCUGGAAAGAGGCAUUUUGUGAAGCAAACUCACGCCCCUGCCGUUUUUCCUGACUUUCCGUCUCAGCUACGCUUGAGAGAGCCGCCGGCCGGCGCUAUUAAUUUGUGUUCUCCAAGAUGGAGGAGGUUUUGUGAUGUUCCCCAGCACUCAGAAGUGAUCCUUUUUCCGUCCGUGUCAGAUCAUUCCUCAGACACAGGGGCGGACAUCUUUUCUAAACCCUUUUGCCUGUGGGGGAAAUAAAGAACAACUUUAGGAUUUGGAUAUUAGUUUUUUUUGUGUGUGUGUUUUUCGCCACAGCCAUGAGCUCGGGGGAAGGGGCCGAGGAGGCGGCUAAGGACGCGGCCGAUAUAGCGACGGUCUUCAAAUCUGAUUGUGAGCUUUCAAAAUGUGAGCCCAAAGCUGACGUCUCCAAUCAAAUAACAGGAUUUCGCAGGAAUGAAGAGAUGAAGGCGAUGGAAGUUUUGCCCAUUUUAAAAGAAAAAGUGGCCUUCUUGUCAGGGGGCAGGGACAAGCGUGGCGGUCCAGUUUUAACAUUCCCAUCACGAACCAACCAUGACCGAAUACGACACGAGGAUCUCCGCAGACUCAUCGCCUACCUCGCCGGCAUCCCUAGCGAGGACGUGUGCAAACAUGGCUUCACGGUCAUCGUGGACAUGCGUGGCUCCAAAUGGGAUUCCAUCAAGCCUCUGCUGAAGAUCCUGCAGGAAUCGUUUCCCUGCUGCAUCCACGUCGCCCUCAUCAUCAAACCAGAUAACUUCUGGCAAAAACAGAGGACCAACUUUGGCAGCUCCAAGUUUGAGUUUGAGGUAUGGUCAUCUUUCAGUCUCUUACUUGUAGGGUUGUGUUGA
Sinocyclocheilus grahami is the source of this 889-nucleotide messenger RNA. RefSeq names its product triple functional domain protein-like. Gene Ontology annotation, biological process: axon guidance. Gene Ontology annotation, molecular function: guanyl-nucleotide exchange factor activity. NCBI's taxonomy places the organism in Eukaryota, Metazoa, Chordata, Actinopteri, Cypriniformes, Cyprinidae. The transcript is spliced from 5 exons. The record is from RefSeq and is a predicted model, not a curated record. The coding region runs from base 341 to 889 and encodes 182 amino acids. Gene Ontology annotation, cellular component: extrinsic component of membrane; cytoplasm.